This is a messenger RNA of Pelobates cultripes (western spadefoot toad), 644 nucleotides long. The record is from the annotation of a GenBank genome assembly. Lineage: Eukaryota; Metazoa; Chordata; Amphibia; Anura; Pelobatidae.
AUGGUAUUGGCGGUUUCCCGUGAUGACCUGAUGGCCUUACUACAAGCCUACCUGGAAUUGCAUGUUGCUGGUUCCCUGAACGAGGUCCUGACAAGAGUGGAGAGGAUAUCCGAGUCAACAGUGGAGGAGAGAACGGUGGUGGAAUCUCCAGAAGGUGGUCGGAGGGCCAGGUGGACGAGGCCUUCCACGCAUCUGUCCCCGAAGCGGAGCCAUGUGGAGAGGCCGAGAGCUGGACGAAGUGGCCAUGUGGCAGAGUUUCACCAGUUUCCCCUGGUUCGAGUCAGAGGAGGUGACAGAUCCGUAGGGAAGCGGGAAGGAAGGCCCAAGAUGACGGUAAAAUGGCAGGAAGAUUGUGCAGCCAAGCUUGUCUUCCAGCGUGACAGGAAGUGACAUCAGGACGUCAGGCGUGUAGCGCCAGAAGAAGGUCGGCUUUGGAUGCCACAUCGUCGGUGAGUGCCCAAAUAGCACCAGAACUGACGGCGCAUGCUGGAAGUGCGGCCAGGGUGGAGGCAACCAAGGGUGAGUACGUGAUGCCGGUGCACCAGCUCAGGAGUGGCGGGAGUGGCAGGAGCCACGGCAGUGCAGGAGAAGAGGAGCGGUGGUGGGUCUAUGCCCGGCAGCAGUGGAAGGACCGAGGGCCAUGA